Molecule: messenger RNA, 1330 nt
Organism: Caenorhabditis elegans
Lineage: Eukaryota; Metazoa; Nematoda; Chromadorea; Rhabditida; Rhabditidae
Gene: cutl-11
Product: ZP domain-containing protein
Exons: 9
Coding region: 21-1160 (379 amino acids)
Cellular component (GO): plasma membrane
Source: RefSeq, marked reviewed
UUUCAGAACCAAUCCCAUCAAUGAAAUCGUGGUUUCAGUUUUCAAUUCUUCUAGUACUUGGUUUUUCUGCUGCUAUUCAAGAUGAUAAUGAACUAAUUGGGCAACCGGAAAUUCAAUGCAAUGCUGAUACUAUUGAUAUGCAAUUUAGGACAAGAAAGCAGUUCAAUGGAAAAGUUUACGUGAAAGGAAGUUACAAUAGGCCGGAGUGUCGAGUGGAUUAUAGUACGAAAGAUCAGUUUGGAAGGCCAGUUGGCGGCAUCAAACUGAAUCACGGUGCUUGUAACAUGGAUAGACAAAGAAUGAUUGCACCAGAAGGAAUGAUGUUUUCAACUGUGCUAAUAAUAAGUUUUCAUCCAUUGUUUUUAACAAGAAUGGAUAAGGCUUACCAUAUUCGUUGCAUGUAUAAAGAAGCGGCCAGGACCGUAACUGCUGCGAUAGAUGUCAGUAAUCUUCCUACUGAAUCAGUUCAAUCUGACCUUCCUAUGCCAACAUGCAGUUAUACAAUCCGCCGGGACCAACUGGAUGGUCCCAUUUUAAAAUAUGCAAAGGUUGGAGACCAAGUGGUUCAUAGAUGGCAAUGCGAUUCAGAAGAUUACGGGCUACUCGUUCAUAGUUGUUACGUCGAAGAUGGUCAAGGAGAGAAACAAAUGAUAAUUGACGAGAGAGGAUGUCACACUGAUCGAUUACUACUAGGAGAUCCUACUUAUGUGGAAGCAUUAAACAUGGCCUACAGAGAAUCUUUUGUUUUCAAGUUUGCAGAUAGAAUUGCAGUGAGAUUCCAAUGUGAGAUUAGAUUAUGUUUGAAAGAUGAUGGUGGCUGUGAUGGAAUUACGCCACCAAUGUGCUCAUUCAAAGAUGCCAACAGCAAUGAGAAACAAAUAGUCAAACGUAAUGCAAGAACCUUCAAACCAAAAGAUGCUGAUAUGUUUUCUCAAACCGUGUAUGUGAUGGAUAAAGAAAAUGGAGAUAGCACAUCUGCCCAGGCAGCCGAAAUUCGAGAGCUGGAUCCUCAAACAAUCUGUCUUGCACCCAAACUUUUAGUGGUUGCGGUCACAUUUUUCACAUUUAUAUUUGUUCUUUUUGUGACAACUAUUCUCGUUGUAGUUUAUCAUCGUUAUUGUAAAAAUGAGAUUAAGAACGUAGUACGUGAGUACUACUGAUUGUUAUUUUUGCACUUAUUUGUCAUCAAAUUUUUAAAUUCAUUUCGGGUUAACAAAAGUGUUUGAUUUACUUAUCAUAGGGACAAAUUCUAUCUUUCCAAUUACUUUCAAGUUCUUUCAUUUUGUUCAGUUUUUCUUUCUUCGGUCAAUAAAACAGUUCUAUCAAUCAA